UCUGAGCAGCUUCUCAGAACAGAAAAAGAAAAGAAAAACCAGCACCGCUCCAAAGCACACUUGAAGGAUUUGAAAAAGGAUUCCCAGUUUAAAAGCAUUACUGUGGCCCUUUAAGACUCAUGUACCUAGGAUUUCCAAGGGGAGUCAUGGGCAAGGCAGUUUUGGCAUGAAUACUUUGCAGUUUUGGGUGAGCUAGGAACCGAGUGUUAUCGCCCUGCAAUUCUUCCGGAGAAAGAAGCUGUGAGUGCUGUGCUGCGUUUGAAAGAUCGCAGUUCUUAACCAAAGGAACAUAUGGCUCUCUUAAGGAAAAUUAAUCAGAUCUUAUUAUUCCUACUUGUUUUGACCAUCUGUGUCAUUCUGUAUAAUAAAGUUCACAAGGUGCCAUCUACAUUAAAUAAUGAAACAAUUGAUUUGGAGAGUCCUGAGGAAAUGGAAGAAGAAAUUCCAGUGGUGAUAUGUGCUGCUGCAGGAAGAAUGGGUGCAGCGGUAGCAGCAAUUAGUAGCAUCUACAGCAACACCGAUGCUAAUGUUUUGUUCUACAUAGUUGGCCUGAAGAACACAAUUCCACAUAUCAGAAAAUGGAUUGAAAAUUCCAAACUGAAAGAAAUAAAGUAUAAAACGGUGGAGUUCAACCCUAUGAUACUAAAAGGAAAAAUAAGACCAGAUGCAUCACGCCCUGAGUUACUCCAGCCUCUGAACUUCGUUCGAUAUUAUCUCCCCCUGCUUAUCCACAAAUAUGAGAAAGUCAUAUAUUUGGAUGAUGAUGUGAUUGUGCAAGGUGACAUCCAGGAACUGUACAACACAUAGCUAGCUCCAGGCCAUGCUGCAGCUUUUUCUGACGACUGUGAUUUGCCGUCUACUCAUGAAAUGGUGAGAAGUGUAGGAAUGCAGAACACAUACAUGGGAUAUCUGGACUACCGGAAACAAACAAUUAGAGAUCUUGGCAUCAGCCCCAGCACCUGCUCCUUUAAUCCUGGUGUAAUUGUGGCUAAUAUGACAGAAUGGAAGCACCAGCGGAUUACAAAGCAAUUAGAAAAAUGGAUGCAAAGAAAUGUAGAAGAAAACCUCUACAGCAGCACCCUUGGGGGAGGUGUGGCCAUCUCUCCAAUGCUCAUUGUAUUCCAUGGAAAAUAUUCUACUAUUAAUCCCUUGUGGCAUGUCCGACAUCUUGGGUGGAGUCCCGAUGCCAGGUAUUCAGAGCAUUUUCUUCAAGAAGCUAAAUUACUUCAUUGGAAUGGAAGGUAUAAGCCUUGGGAUUACCCUAGUGUUCAUAAUGACCUAUGGGAAAACUGGUUUAUCCCUGACCCAUCAGGGAAGUUCAAAAUGAUUCGUCCCAAUAGCUGAUACUGAAAGACAUCUAAAAUGUUUAUGCUUUUAAAAAUAAAUCAGUUUCCAGCAAUAUCAUAAUGGAUUAUUCUAUAUUAUACUUUUCAAUACAGUUUAUCUUCUGUGUAAUAUAUGAUAACUAUUGUGUAAAACUGUAUGUGUAACUGAUUUUACAAAAGUAACCCUAAGUAUUUAAGCUUUACCCUAAAAAUAAACUUGUGCUGGUAUAGGGGGUAAUACAUACAAACUUCAGAUUAGCUUGAGUUUCUAGUAAUACUGUGAGAUUUUAGUUUACUUGAUUAAAAACAUUUUAAGAUGUUUACAAAGAUGAAAAUUAGGACUAAACAGAAUGGGUUUCAAUGCAAUGUCUUGUAUCCUCUAAAGAAGGUUCUAGUUGCUUGCUGAAUCUAUACCAGCAGUACUUAGUGUUGAGUACAAGAUGUUUUAGCUUUUUUAGUCCAGUUUUUUUAAGCAGCAUUAAACCAAAAUGAAACAUUUCAUAGAUCUAAUUUUCAAAACACUAUAGUGAAACCAUUCAGCAGGUGUUUACAUGCAUCAUAAUCAGAGCCCAUUACUAGUAAGAGGGCAACAUAUCACACUUUAACACAAGAUAUUCCAAUAUAAUUCCUGAUUUUAUUGUGAAACAUCAUUAGAUUUUCAAGAUGGGUUUAAAACCUCUAUGUUAUAGCACCAAUUUGAGAGAAUGCGCACGUUACUUGCCAUAUUUUAUGAAACGGUCAUUGUACAUUUAACUCUACUUUAUACCUACAUAAUUUAGUAGGCGCCUGUCAAAGACCAGAACUGUCCCUUCAGAUUAAAAAAGCACCUUUACAGAAGUUAUGUACUAUUGCACUAUCUACUCAGCAAUAGUAGUUACAUGCUUCACAUACUUUUGUUGAAUAAUAAAUUGAAUUGUUACAAAUCCCUGAUGCAAGGCACUUUUGAGCACCUGCAGGAACAUGUCCAUGUAAACAGCGAUACAUGAUACAGUACAUUUUAAAUAACAAAUGAACAAUUUCCAUACAUCUUUGACCAUAUAAUGAACAGCUUUACACUGAGGCUCACAAACAUGAUCAGAACCACAAUGCACAUUUUGUCUUGAUUUAAAAAGUUCUCUUAGGAUUAAGACAAACAACUGGGGAAGAGAACUGUAAACAUCAUGCCUGCCUCCCACUGAGCUUGCAGUGUGCUUCCUGUGUGUGUGAGAUCCAAAGUUAUUAGCAGGCUUAGGUUCUAUAUCACCUGGAUCCACUCAAUCCAUGAUGGCAACUGCCAAAGUGUGGAAGAAAGGAUAAAAUCUCUGGAAGUGUAAUAUCUAACCAGUCUGGAUUAAGAAGAUACAGUUUGUGCAUAUUUCAAGUAUACAAAGCACCUACUCUCAUAAGAUCACCAAAACAUUAAAUGUUUUGAUCAGCUUAUUGCUUUUACUUCAAGCCAUAUCUUCCCUUUUUAUUCAAAAGAGAAAGAAAGUGAUAUUUUAUACCCAAGCAUGGAAAACUCAUUUCACUCCCUGAAUAUUACAUUGGCCACAUAAGUCAAAGUUUGUCUAGAAACACAAACUAUUUAAGUACUUUAGAAGACCGUAUUUUCCAAGGUUGAUUUUAUAUUCACAUACUAGUUGCCCAUGGUUUUAACUUCACACCAUAAAUUAUUUUUUGGAGGGAGCAAGGAGGAGAAAUCCCCAUAAGCUCUUAGAGAUAGUUCUCAAUUCCUUCCUAUGUUGGAAAUGAACUGAACAGCUUAAGAAUUAUCCUCAGUCCUGUUCCAACCCCAUGCCAGUUUUCCCUUUUGGUGACAUGUGCAAAUAGUGUCUGCUCUUAGAAUUUCCAGAGAGUUCGGCCUCCCCAUUUUCUGCAAGGGUGCUGCUCUCUAAGCUCGCCAAUACUGAGGUAUUCUCUCUCCCCGCAUUUAGUGCUAUUGCUGCACUAUAAGGAGCUGCUCAGUGUAAACCAAGUGGGAAGUCAGAGACCAGCCAUGGAGGAGAGGGAGGGCACUUCAGCUCCACCUUAUUUCUUAAAGGGCGAAGUUGAUACUAGGCAGCCUUAUUAGAAGACAACUAAGCAGGAGUCUUCGAGCCCUGCCCCCACUCAAACUGGAUUCUCCUCCCCCCUUUACAAGGUGGGGGAGAUGAGGUCUCAAGUUUCUUAGAACUCCAGGUGCCAAAUGGCAAAUGAGCUGAAUGGGGAUGGAGCUUGGAAAGCAAAGUGGGAAACUCUCACUCAUGGCAGAGAACAGAAGGCAGGCCUUGAAAACACACAAUUCAUGUAGCUACACUGACUUUAAAAAA
This is a messenger RNA of Chelonoidis abingdonii (Abingdon island giant tortoise), 3613 nucleotides long. It is a transcript of the gene GLT8D2, whose product is annotated as glycosyltransferase 8 domain containing 2. The record is from RefSeq and is a predicted model, not a curated record. Gene Ontology annotation, cellular component: Golgi apparatus. Lineage: Eukaryota; Metazoa; Chordata; Testudines; Testudinidae. Gene Ontology annotation, molecular function: glycosyltransferase activity.